Molecule: messenger RNA, 2062 nt
Organism: Dendroctonus ponderosae (mountain pine beetle)
Lineage: Eukaryota; Metazoa; Arthropoda; Insecta; Coleoptera; Curculionidae
Product: kelch-like protein 10
Exons: 1
Coding region: 95-1963 (622 amino acids)
Molecular function (GO): protein binding
Source: RefSeq, a predicted model, not a curated record
GAUUGUUUCAGCCAGUUGGGGUGACAUUGACGACAGUUUGACGCAAUCGGCCUUUUACAUUGAAUUUACAAUUUUAUAUUGGGAAUUUACAAAGAUGAGUUUUGCGGUGAAGUUGCGGCCGUUGCCAUCGAAGCGCAAACCCUUGCGGGUUGGUGGAACAGUGAAGAGACGCAAGCCGAUUUCCAGCGUCAAGUGCAAGAGGUGCAAUAGCACGCCACUUGCCAGCAGGCCCCAGGAGUUCCCUACCAUAUGGGAGGAGCUACGAGCGAAUAAUCAGCUUUGCGACGGCGUGGUGAAGUGCGAGGACAACGUCCAGUUCAACAUCCAUCGCAUCAUUUUGUCCUCUAUCAGCCCAUAUUUUCGAGCUUUGUUCACCAACUCGAUCAACAGAGGGAGGCAGGAGGUGCGGGAGGCCAACGUAAACAUAUCCAGCUCUGCCUUCAAAGUCAUCCUGGACUUUGCCUACACUGGGAGCUGCGUUCUGGAUAAAUCCAACGUGUUUGAGGUGCUGAAGUACGCCGAUCAGUACGAGAUAAUGGACGUGGUCCAGAACUGCUGCCAGUUCCUACUGAAGGACUUAUCCCCCCCUAACUGCCUGCAGGUGCUGAGGUUCGCCCAUCAGUUCCACUGCCAAUAUCUAGCCACCAAGGCCAACAUGUUCCUGCUACAGAACUUCAGCGAAGUGCUAAGCCAAAACCCUCAGUUUGGGAGCUUAACGUCCCAACACCUCCAGGAGAUCCUCACUAGUGACUAUCUGAAUGUGAAGUCCGAGGAGGUGGUGGUGCAAGCCAUCCAGCUCUGGAUCGGUGAGGUGCCAGAGGCCCGCAGGGCCCAUUUGCUCCAGUUGCUCAAAUGUGUCCGAAUGGGCUGCUUGAGUGCGGAGAAAUUGAUGAAAAUCGCCCGCUGGCCUCUGAUUGAAGCAGACACCAGCUGCUCCCUCUACAUAGCAGACGUGCUCACUAUAAUGGAAGACCUUGAGGGGGACUGUUUGGACACGUACCUAACUCGCCCUAGGAUCCCCUACGAUAUCCUGUUCGCUAUUGGAGGCUGGAGCGCUGGAAGCCCCACGAGUUUUGUGGAAACCUACGAUAACCGCGCUGAUCGCUGGCUGGUCUCCAAGGACACUGAUAUAGUAGCGCGCGCCUACCACGGCAUGUGUAGCUUCGGGGAAAAGAUCUACUUGGUAGGCGGGUUCGAUGGGAAUGAGUACUUCAAUACCGUGCGCUGUUUUGAUCCUUCGAACCACACAUGGAGCGACUGCGCUUGCAUGUACUACUCCCGAUGCUACGUCAGCGUGGUGGAGUGUUCGGGGAAAAUCUACGCCAUGGGUGGCUACAAUGGGAGAAUUCGCAUGAGCUCAGCUGAGCGGUUUGACCCGCUGCGCAACCAAUGGGAGCUACUGCCCGCCAUGCAAAAGCAACGCUCAGACGCCAGUGCUGCCAGUCUGAACAACAAGGUCUACAUAGUGGGCGGGUUCAAUGGGCAGGAGGUGAUCAAUUCGGCUGAAAUGUUCGACCCAUUGACCAAUCAAUGGUCCUUCAUCCCCCCCAUGAUCUCCGCUAGGUCAGGGGUCAGCCUGAUCGCGCACCACAACGCCCUCUAUGCGAUUGGCGGCUUCAAUGGAACCACUCGCCUUCCAUCGACGGAGAAAUUCAUCCCCGACUCCUCCUCCAGCCCCGCCUGGAUGGAGAUGUCCGACAUGAUGACCCCAAGGAGUAAUUUCGGCACUGUUAUCCUGGAUGAUUGCAUUUACGUGAUCGGGGGGUUUAAUGGAUCCACCACCAUUAACUACGUGGAGUAUUUUGACAUGGAGACCGGCGAGUGGAUGGAUGCGGCUUCGAUGAAUCUGAACCGGUCCGCUCUGAGUGCUUGCGUGAUCAGCGGCCUCCCCAACUCCAAGGACUACUCGUUUUUGGACCGCAGCCAGAGGCGGCAGAACAAGGAGGCAAAGGAUGGGGUUUGAAUUUGUUGGGGGGAUUUUAAUUUUAGUAGCAAGCGUUAGUGUGUAUAAACGGGCAUAUUUGGCUGAUUAAAAUUUGCAUAUAGGGUGUCUCAAAAAUUA